Messenger RNA from Telopea speciosissima, 1037 nucleotides. RefSeq names its product polygalacturonase inhibitor-like. The record is from RefSeq and is a predicted model, not a curated record. Gene Ontology annotation, molecular function: protein binding. NCBI's taxonomy places the organism in Eukaryota, Viridiplantae, Streptophyta, Magnoliopsida, Proteales, Proteaceae. The coding region runs from base 1 to 1017 and encodes 338 amino acids. The transcript has 3 exons.
AUGGACACCCGAUUCUUCUCUUUUCUCAUCCUCACUCUCUUCCUCCUCUCCUUUCUCCCAACGCCUUCUUUUUGUUCUAGAUCUUUGGCCACAACUGUUCGCUGCAACAAAAACGACUACACAGCACUGAUGAAGAUCAAAGCAGCACUUAACAACCCAUACCACUUAGCUUCAUGGGUUGCCAACACCGAUUGCUGUGAUUGGUACGACGUCGAAUGCGAUUCCAACACUAAUCGUAUCAUCCAGCUUACCAUCUUCCAAGCAAACAUCUCUGGCCAAAUCCCUGACGCUGUCGGUGACCUUCCAUACCUCAACACCCUCGUUUUCCGACACAUUACUAACCUCACCGGAACCAUUCCUUCCACCAUCACAAACCUCAAAUACCUCACAAUGGUCCGCCUCAGUUAUACCAAUCUCUCCGGUUCAAUCCCUCCCUUCCUAAGCAAACUCACCAACCUCGACUACCUUGACCUCUCUUUUAACCAAUUCACCGGUUCCAUCCCUUCCUCCCUUUCCUCCCUCCCCAAUUUAACAGUUCUCCACCUCGAUCGAAACAGUCUCACCGGAACAAUCCCCAAAUCAUUCGGGAAUUUCAAACAGUCUUUAAACCUCUACCUCUCUCACAACCAGAUCUCCGGUGAGAUUCCCACAACGUUAGGGAAAGUGGAUUUCGUCACGAUCGAUUUAGGUCGGAACAAGCUUCAAGGUGACGCUUCGAUGUUGUUCAAGGCAAAUGGGUCGACGACUCAGACGAUUGAUCUGUCGAGGAACAUGUUUGCCUUUAAUCUAUCAAAGGUGGAAUUCGCUACGAACUUGCAGUAUUUGGACAUUUCACACAACAAGAUCUAUGGGAGUAUACCAGAGGCGAUAACUGGAUUGGAUUUGCAGUACUUGAAUGUGAGUUAUAAUCAGUUGUGUGGGAAAAUCCCUCAAGGUGGGAAAGUUCAGAAUUUCGAUUCCUACUCUUUCUACCAUAACAAGUGCCUCUGUGGUUCACCUCUCGCCGCUUGUACAUAAGGUUGUGUCGAACAACCCAC